This is a messenger RNA of Clavispora lusitaniae ATCC 42720, 588 nucleotides long. Lineage: Eukaryota; Fungi; Ascomycota; Pichiomycetes; Serinales; Metschnikowiaceae. The record is from RefSeq and is a predicted model, not a curated record.
AUGGUUUACUUUGGCUCUGCCAGUUUUGAAUCCUGUGGGAGUGCGAUUCGAGUCACCAGAUUCGGGCAUCGGUGUACUUUGAUCUCGCACAAUGGUGGCACUUUAGACUUCUGUAAUUUUACUCACAAUCACUCUACUUACAUUCAAUCACACGAUCACUCUACUUACAUUCAAUUCACAAUCAUUUACUUUCACUCUCACUUACACUUUCAAUCACACGAUCACCAUACUAUACUUCAAUCACUCUACAUCUACUUUGAUCGUUUAAACUUCAUGACUCGUGAAGCAACAGUAGUAUACCAAUGCAUCAACUAUUUACAGACCAAUAAAUACCCGUCAGAGACUACUCAGGCCACCAUUCGGGAAUGCUUGGGCGAAUCAGCACAGUCGUGUCACCCACCACACAUUGAAAAGUUUUGCCCUGCUGAACAUCGUCCACAGAAGCAAGUAGAAAACCGAGGUUUUCCUCCACCGCAAGAAGCUUGGCCACUUUGCCACGGCGGCCCACUUUCCCUGUGGAUGCAAAAGGUGAACUUCCAACAGUGGCAGGUUGUGCCAUUUCCGACUCGUUUUCGUAUGCAAUGCUGA